GUGACGCCUGCCUGAUAUGUAUAUGCUGUCGCGUGAUGUUUUGGAGUUCGAAAGUAAAAACUUACUCCACAAAAUUCCUCCAAUCUGAGGACUAAUAUACGACCAGAUAUUGCCAGAAUUACGAUAAAAUAUUGCGGUGUUCUUCCCUAGAAGGCAGAUGAUUUUUUACUAAAUGCAAGGCACUGCCAAUUAUGCACUGGGGGUACGACCAGGUCAAAUGGAGAGGACCAGAGGAGGUGGAGCGAGUGAUGAGCAAGAGGACACUCCCAAAGGGGCUUCACUUUCCUGAUGUUGUUGCCACACCAUGGCCAAGGGCAGCAUUUGAAGAGGAUUUUAUUCUGAUUGCAGAAUUCUCUGAGAACGAGGGGCCACGCCCAGUGUUGACUAUACCGUCUGAGGGUGGAGGGACAUUUGACAAGAAUGCUUUUGCUGUUCACGUCAUGUCAGUAGACUACCACGCUCAAGAAAGGAACACAGCCUUUUCGGUUGCAGAGGAUACUCAGCUGUUUCUUUCCGAGAAAAAGGAGAGAGUUUAUGCUUAUGUCCAUCACUUUACCUUGUAUGACAUUCAUGCUAGAGGGUUUGUAAGACCAUUCUGCAUGUGCUACUUGUCACAUUGUAAAAGAAAACUGUUGAACUCAAUGGAACAACUGAUGACAGAAUUCAACAAGGUGUCUAGACUCUUCAGAUUUGGAAACAGAAUCGUGUUUAGCCGGGAUCUUCAUCAAAGACUGCUGGACCUCAUAUCCUUACGAGGCGCAACAGACAACAGAACAAAGUACAAAGAGCACUAUGACCAAGUGUGGAGUGAGACGCAAAGGAUCAUCGAAGCUCUCAAGCCACAUAUGAAUGAUCCUCGGAUCCGUCACCAGUUUGAAGAGCUGGAGAUGCUCGCUAAAAAACGUAACAGGAGCUCUACGGACGCAGCUAAACGUAGCCAUAGGUACAAAGAUGACUGCUCUAUGUCACAAGACCAACAAGGAAAUCACAAGUUAAGGAAAGCUUACUCUCUCUCACGACUGGACGUGCUGUUAAAGCAGCAAGUGGAACAAGAUAGAAAGUCCAGAGUUUUCUCGCCAGCCUAUCUGCACAACUGCAGGCAACUGAGAAACAUGCAUGACCUCUGUGAAUGGGGCGCAAAAGAAGGACUCAACAGGCUACGUAAUAUCCACAGGCAUUUUGUCCAAGAAGCGAUUGCUCUUGAUGUAGAGAGAACAGAGGCACUAUUAAUCGAUCCCCGCCACUCACUCCUGACUGUGGGUCAUAGUGUUGUCACUAAUUUUCUCCACAAAGUUGACCUGAAAAAAUCCAGACAACACUUAUGUACAAAGAUGUGUGCAAUUCAGCCUCAGAUAUCGGCACUGGCUCGCAGACCAUCGCUUGGGAGUUCUGGCAGCUGUUAUAGCUUGGACUCGUUCAAAUCGUGCUUGGAGGAGGACAUCGCAAGUUCAGUACGAUCCUGUGAGAGUGCCCUGUCACCUUUUAUACCCUGUCUCUCGUUCCACAAGGAGAUGCACGGUGAUGAGAAUUGGGAGAGUGGGUACGAGCGCCAAUCGUCCUCGUCACUAUCUGGGUCACCGAGUAGUGACGCAACAGGCAUGCGCAGUGAUGCAUCGACCGCUGACAGCGUUUCUUUCAGUGAAUUUUGUGUGAUCGAUGAUAGUGUUGUCAUUCGCCGACAAAAUAGCGACUUCGAGAUUAAUCGCCAAAACCAACCUCUAAACCAGUUGUCUAGAAAGAGUUACAGUCUGGAAAAUCUACCAUCCAUGCAGCGACCGCGCGACGUCGACUUCCGCCAGAGACUGGACCCUAGUUUAGCCCCAAACCCAUCACGUAUUCACACAGAAGAGACGCAUAAUCUUGUAGGGUCCGGACAAGAGAAGUCCCUCAGUGAAAGUGCGGUCUCUUUUAGGUCCGUUAACCCGGUUAUCAAGCAGGGAGAUUCAAUGCAUCGAAAGCCUAAUGCGACAAGCAAACUCGAGAAGACUCCAUUAAGGUGUUACGUGGAGGAAGUCUGUCAACCGGCCAGCAACGCAUCUGUCCUGAGCCGAGUGUUGGACUUCAAGAACCACUUCAUUUUUGGAAUCCACCUCGCGUUCGCCCUGAUGAGUGGAAGGCCUGUGGUGAUCAUGGCCGAUUCAUCAAAUGAACGGGAGGUGCGUUUGCUGGUUUCUGCUCUUUGGAUGUUUGUGCCUCAGAAGACGAGUGCAAAUGGCUGGGUUGUGUUUCCAUGGCGGCGCAAGCCCCUUCACGUGACAGACCUCGCGUCACUCAAGCUCGCAGGGCUGUGUAAGAGUCGUCAUGGCAACAUGCUGCCAAAGUCCGUAAAGAGAUAUGUAUCUGUCUUAGACUUUGAGACGAGCUGCUUGUUGACUCCUCCUUACAAGGGGAUAUUCCUCAGUACAAUAUUCAAUUCUCGGAACGCUUGGCCGACGAACACAUCCCUUGUGGCUUUUAUUCACAGCGUAUUUCUUGAGUUUGCAUCCAAAGCGUACGUCUACUAUUAUGCUCAUUGCCUAAACGGGCCGAACAAGUGCACGUGCAAUUAUGGGGAUCGUUCGCAGGUGAAGCAACCGAGUGACGAGGUUGAAGUUCUAAAUAGACUUGAGAUUCACUUUUCAGACGCUAAGAUCAUUCAGUAUUUUUGUGAAGUUUUGAAGGACCAACAGAUCGACUUCUUCCACUCAAGUGAACAAGGUCAUCGCCCGCCAAGCAUCUCUGCGGAUCUGUGCCAGUGUAAACAGUUCCGAAAUGUUGCAUCCCUAGACACUGUACAAUAGUUUAGACAAAACGUUUAGACAACAUGGCCUUCCCAAACAAAAGAGAAUUGGGCGAUUGCCCCAUCGAAAGAACGUCACUGAAACGUUUGGUAGAACAUUUAUAUUGAUUACCUACAAUUAUGCAUAUUAUUACCUGGCUGUAAAUUUGACACACAUAAACAAUUUACACAAAGCUACAGCAACACAUUUUGCCUUUUUUAAUCAUAUGGGUAAAGCGUACCCGUUUAAUCGAGAAAAUACGUUAAAAUCAAAUUGAUUUUUAUAAGAUUAUGUUUUUAUAUUAUGGAUCUUCAAUAGGGGACUUGCUCUCAGAGAUCACGAGACAUUUUGGGUGGCAAAUUCAGGCGAAAAUAAACACAGAAAUGACUACGCCCGUCACGCCAGAUAGCGACGAAAUUCAUGAAUAAAAAUAAAUCCUUUCUAUCAUUAAGUAAGUUACUUUAUGAUACUGAUAUUUUGCCGCUAAAAUCCUGAGAGCGCCCUUGUGUGUCACCCCAAAAAGUCACUUGAACAACUCCUGUAAUCCAAAGGGGCUUUAGCAAUACAAGACACACCCUUCAAGAGGGGGGGGGGGGGGGUGAGGGGGAUAAAAAAUUGUGGGUACAACACUUCUACGGAAAUCAAUUCCUGCUUUCACGGCAGGAUCUACAUUAGAAAGUGAUUAAAAGAGUCCUAGUGAGA
Nematostella vectensis (starlet sea anemone) is the source of this 3461-nucleotide messenger RNA. Its product is annotated as guanine nucleotide exchange protein smcr8a. Bases 192 to 2780 code for a protein of 862 amino acids. Gene Ontology annotation, cellular component: guanyl-nucleotide exchange factor complex. NCBI's taxonomy places the organism in Eukaryota, Metazoa, Cnidaria, Anthozoa, Actiniaria, Edwardsiidae. Gene Ontology annotation, molecular function: GTPase activator activity. The record is from RefSeq and is a predicted model, not a curated record. The transcript is spliced from 32 exons.